Aptenodytes forsteri (emperor penguin) is the source of this 3108-nucleotide messenger RNA. RefSeq names its product ethanolaminephosphotransferase 1. NCBI's taxonomy places the organism in Eukaryota, Metazoa, Chordata, Aves, Sphenisciformes, Spheniscidae. The transcript has 9 exons. The record is from RefSeq and is a predicted model, not a curated record. Gene Ontology annotation, molecular function: ethanolaminephosphotransferase activity. Bases 36 to 1106 code for a protein of 356 amino acids. Gene Ontology annotation, biological process: phosphatidylethanolamine biosynthetic process. Gene Ontology annotation, cellular component: endoplasmic reticulum membrane; Golgi apparatus.
GUGCUGUGGAUACAAAUCCUUUAUCUGUGUAUAUUAUGCAGCCCCUCUGGAACAAAAUUAUUAAGAUAGUGCCUUUGUGGAUUGCUCCCAACCUGUUAACAUUCUCUGGAUUUGUCAUGAUUUUAGUUAAUUAUUUUCUAAUAUCUUUUUAUGACUGGGACUACACGGCCUCAGGUACCAGUCCUGGACUUGUUCCCACCUGGGUGUGGCUGUUCAGUGCUUUUACCACCUUUUGUGCUUACGCUUUAGACUCCAUAGAUGGGAAACACGCUCGAAGGACUCAGUCCAGUAGUCCUCUGGGAGAAUUAUUUGACCAUGGGCUGGAUAGCUGGGCUACCUCCAUUUUUGUGCUUUCUUUUUUUUCUGUCUGUUCCCGUGACAAUGGGAAGACUGGAGUUUCUGUAUAUACAAUGUAUAUAUAUUUAAGCAUUGUCUUGUUUAACUUUAUGUGUUCACACUGGGAGAAAUAUAACACAGGAGUUCUUUUUCUUCCUUGGGGAUACGAUAUAAGCCAAGUGGUAUUAAUAGCAGCAUAUCUGCUCACCAGUGCUGUUGGGGUGGAAGUCUGGCAGAAGCCUUUCCUGUUUGGUUAUUACAUUACAGACGCAUUAGUAAUCUUGCUUAUAGGCUUCAGUUUAUUUCUUUCAUUUCCACAAACACUAUACAACAUUCACAGAGCACAUUUAAAGAAAACACUGAAGAAUGAUUCCUUGUAUGAAGGACUCCUACCUCUUGUGUCACCUCUGUUGCUGUUCGUUCUUCUUACAGUAUGGGUGGUUUUGUCUCCAGGCAACAUAUUAGCAAAACAACCAAGAUUGUUUUUAUGGAUGGUUGGGGUUGCUUUCUCAAACGUUAUUUGCAAGGUGAUCAUCUGCCAGAUGAGCAGCACCCGGCCGGAGCUCUUCCACUGGUUCCUCUUCCCGCUGGCACUGGUGGUCUACGCAGCCAUCUCUGGGCUGCUGGGCUGGACGGAAGAAGUGGUGCUCGCCGUGUUCACCGCCCUGGUCACGGCCGCCCAUGUACACUACGGGGUCUGCGUGGGAAGGCAGCUGAGUGAGCACUUGAACAUUUACAUCUUUUCCCUGAAGAAACGUGUCCAAGAGUGAACACCUGCACUAUGAUCAGACUGUAACACUUGACGUGGAGAUUUGCAGCUCUUCUGAUGUGAUAAAUAGUUGCAAUUAAUCUAAUUAAAAUAACCAAAGAAUAGAAUAGUCCAGAUAUCCGAACCACUGCGACAAUGAGCUAUGCAGCAAGAUGCUUCAUCUCAGAGGAAGAUUCCCGUCCAGCAGAGAAGUGUUUACCAAGUUGUUCUGCUGCUAAUAUUUAUUCUCUUCACUAAUGCCGUGUUACUACCCUCUCGGAAGCUUUUGUCUUCCUCCUCCUUGCCACUGUGUCCCAAGUCCUGGAUAAAUCCAUGCUGGUUUACAUGAGAUCCUUGAUGGUUUAUAACCAGCACUGGUUUUGCCCAGCCUAGUCACCAGUGGGACCCCGGCAACGCAAACCCUCCCUGUAUGUCCUUCCCACUCAGACAUCUGUGCCUGCUUCAUUUUCCGUAUUUAUUUUCUCACAACUCAUUUCUUCCAUACAACCUCCUGAAGGGCUUACGUACGUUCAGUCUUUUCCUCACCUCAAAUGAGUGUUUGAAGAAAAGAGAACAAGCUCAGAAAGCUAUGGGUACAGUAAAGUGUUUUUGAAACGUAUGAUUUUUUUCCCUCCAGCAUUAAGAUGAGUCUCAGCUGACCUGUAUCUGUCAGAAAUGCAGGCUCCGUACAGCAGCAGCUGGCCUUUAUACUUAUUUUCUAGGCAGUAACAAGCGCAUUGUUGAUAUUUUGGUAGCAACAAGCAAUACACCCUACAAAGGUAACCAGCUGAGAAUAAAUUUGGCCAACAAACCUUUGAAGAUUCUCAUAUAUCACUGCAAAACCAGUUAGUCAAACCUCAUCUAUGAGUGCAAAAUGCUAAGCAAAUAAUUAUUUGCCUGUGUGCUUGAAACAAAUUCUUGUGGUUUUAGAUAAUGACAAAAAAAAGAAAAAGAACUGAGACAAGAAAAGCUUUUUUUAGACAUUACACAUUUGCAUGCAGAUGUAAACUGCUCACUUCAUCUAUAAUAUAUGUAGGUUUUCUGUGUGCCUUGGAGGAAGGAGUAGGAAUUUGAGUUUCAUCUCUUUUGAUACGCUGCCCUAGCCAGGGGGACUCUGUGGCCUUGAAGCACUAAUGAAACAAUCUGUCCACUUUCCCCAAGGGAAGCAUUAAAUUACAUUUCUGGCACAGAGGGAUGUUUAUUAACUAGUUAACUAUCUCACUUGUCAGAAGCAGGGCAGAAGCGCAGUUGUUGAGACGCUGAGCCUUAAGUUCACCUUCUUCUCUGGCUUUAUCACCAGCCUCAUCAUUUUUUCCCCAGUUAACAUACCCUUACAUCAGUAGCUCCUAUUAAUAUUUUCAGCUGAGCACCGACUAGUCAUGUCUUUGUGAACAGCUUCAAGUUAAGUUUGUACUGCCUGUUACAGUAGUUGACCUGCCACAACGUCAGUAGGGCUGAUUUCCCCUGGCAGCCCUUACCGUGGGUACCAGGGGACAAGACGGCACGUCAGCUUCCCCUCUUCACAAAGCAGAAACACCACACCGACUUGCAAAGUUUCUUGCGGUUUGAAAGUAUACACGUUACACCUACCAAGUGAGCAUGAUGAGGGUCCCGCCCCCCCAAACAAACAUCAUACUACAGUCACAGUUCAAGCAGCUUAAGGUUCGAGUUAGGUCAUCCUGUUAAUGCUGGUUUGGAGAUUUUGCCGAGAGCCCUGCAGGGAAGGGAGGCUCCCGCGCCCUCCGGCACCGCUGCGGUCCAGCUCCGGGGCUGCAGCUGGAACGAGAGGAGUCUUCUUCCAGCCUUCCUCCCCGCUGGUGGGGUGGCCGUGCCCCUACCCUGCGCGAUGCCCAGUGAGCGUGGGGUCUCCACCGAGGCGCUCCCUAACUGCCCAAGGACUCUUUUUCUUAGAGUAAGGCUGACGGCUGUUUAUUUAAUGAAGGAUGCUAAACAGGCAGUUCUGAUGGUGUUUGAAGGGGAACGAUGAGUUCGAUGUAGGCAUGCACCCAGCAAUCUCACUGUUU